AGCCAAAAUUUCACCAUUUUUUGGCUUUGGGGUGUGAUGGAAUAAAUCAAAAUGGAUCUCUAAACUGUCUGCGCUUCUUUAAUUAAUGAAGUAGCAGUUAGUCAAGCAAUGCAACUUUCGACGUUGAGCCGGGGGUCUCUUUGGAAACAGCCUCUCUACUUUCGAGUAGGGGCAAGGUCUGCGUACACACACCCUCCCCAGACCCUACUCUUAUUUGUGGUGGGAUGUUGAUUUUCGUCAACGAGAAGUCUGAAAACAGAUCUUUGCGAUGAAAACGGAUCUUUCCAUCUGGCAGUUCACCGAUUGCCGUCCAAAAUCUGGAGGCAUAGACGACAGAAUAGGUCAAUGUGAUGAGCUACAUGAUUCAUCUCUUUACUUUGCUCCCCAUCAAUGCAAGCACUAUCAUCGUGGAAAAAUAGCAUCUGUUCUCGCCAAGAACUUGCAAGGACGUGUUAAGCAUGCGGGUACACCACUGUAGGGUUGAUGUUGGGAAUAGGUGAGGGUGAUUGGAGGUUGGCGGCACUAUGAUUGUCUGGAGUCCAACUCUUCACUUUGACAGAGAAAGGGCUUGGCCUUUCCUAAGACACCAAGAAUACUCAAGAUAAAAAAGCCAUUAUUCCAACUAAGAGAAUAUACUCCAUAUAAGAGAUACCUGAAAACUAAUUGGAAACAAAUAGCUUAAUGAAUACUUGGGGUAUUA
Messenger RNA from Cuscuta campestris, 700 nucleotides. NCBI's taxonomy places the organism in Eukaryota, Viridiplantae, Streptophyta, Magnoliopsida, Solanales, Convolvulaceae. The record is from the annotation of a GenBank genome assembly.